CGGUAUUUAUGUUUAGUUAAUAGUUUAGAUGCACGUGGAUCUUAUAAUACUGGUGUUGGUACUAUAAAUUAGAAUUGUAUUGUUUAAAGUAUCUGACAUUAGUUAUUAUAAAUUUAAAUAAAAAUGAGACCACUAACAGAAGAGGAGACCCGCAUCUUUUUUGAGAAGCUUUCCAAAUAUAUUGGUGAAAAUAUAAAGCUCUUGAUUGACAGGCCUGAUGGAGCGUAUUGUUUCCGACUUCACAGAGACAGAAUAUAUUACGUUAGCGAGACAAUCAUGAAACUGGCGUGUAAUGUUGCAAGAGAAAAUAUUGUAAGCUUUGGAACCUGUUUUGGUAAAUUUACUAAAACGAAAAAAUUUAGACUUCACAUUACAGCUCUUGAUUACCUGGCUCCAUAUGCGAAGUACAAGAUUUGGCUAAAGCCAAAUGCUGAACAGCAGUUUCUGUAUGGAAAUCAUGUGAUGAAGUCUGGCUUGGGUAGGAUAACGGAAAGUACCCCUCAAUAUCAGGGGGUUGUAGUCUAUUCCAUGAAUGACCUUCCCCUGGGAUUUGGAGUAGCUGCUAAAUCAACCCAAGACUGUAGAUCUGCAGACCCUAUGACAAUUGUUGCUUUUCAUCAGUCUGAUAUAGGAGAGUACAUUCGUAGUGAAGAUACGCUGACAUGAGCUUUUUGUGUCAGCAUUUAGUUGUCUUUACAGGUUCUUGAUACUUUAGGUCAAGAAAAUUGUAAAUAAAAUUUUGUCAACUUUU
This is a messenger RNA of Limulus polyphemus (Atlantic horseshoe crab), 751 nucleotides long. RefSeq names its product 60S ribosome subunit biogenesis protein NIP7 homolog. The coding region runs from base 124 to 666 and encodes 180 amino acids. Gene Ontology annotation, cellular component: nucleolus; nucleus; preribosome, large subunit precursor. Lineage: Eukaryota; Metazoa; Arthropoda; Merostomata; Xiphosura; Limulidae. The transcript is spliced from 5 exons. The record is from RefSeq and is a predicted model, not a curated record. Gene Ontology annotation, molecular function: RNA binding. Gene Ontology annotation, biological process: ribosomal large subunit biogenesis; ribosome assembly.